Pararge aegeria (speckled wood butterfly) is the source of this 3290-nucleotide messenger RNA. Its product is annotated as zinc finger protein rotund-like. The transcript has 3 exons. Gene Ontology annotation, biological process: regulation of transcription by RNA polymerase II. The record is from RefSeq and is a predicted model, not a curated record. NCBI's taxonomy places the organism in Eukaryota, Metazoa, Arthropoda, Insecta, Lepidoptera, Nymphalidae. Gene Ontology annotation, cellular component: nucleus. The coding region runs from base 611 to 2029 and encodes 472 amino acids. Gene Ontology annotation, molecular function: DNA-binding transcription factor activity, RNA polymerase II-specific; RNA polymerase II transcription regulatory region sequence-specific DNA binding.
ACAUGUCUCAGCCUACACUAGCUCUUACAAUCGGUGCACGCGCAAAUCGGCGAGUGUGAGAGGGACGGAGCGCAGCCUCACGUGUAGAUUACCCACAACUAUAUCAAAAUACAGCACACAAAAAUAUUGAGCACAAAAAAUCGGGCAAUUCGAAUCCUAGUAACCACGCUCGGCAUUCAUAAUUUUACCUCAGGGUCAAGAGUACGGCUCCGGCGUUUUUUCCCCCGGCUUUUUUAAAUGUUUAUUUGCCGGGAGCACGUGGAUUUUUUGAAAUUUUUUGGCUGUCAAGCCUGGGACUGUUGCCUUUUGGACGUGUUGUGACGCCUAGUGUUAUCUCGAUUAUGUGAUAUUUAUUAAGUGACACUUUAGAUAGGAACAAACUGUGAUUUAUUAUGGUGAUAUUGGUGAAUUGAGGAGAGCAGAAUAGUGAGAGAUAAAAGAACGAAGGAUCUCGAGAAAUUCCAUGACACAUACAGCAAAAUAUACCAAGGAAACAAUAAGACAGAAAACGUAUAUUUUUAUAUUAUAGUGCCAAAUACAAUUUUAGACAAAUUUAAUAACAAUUAUUUUGAAACUUAGAUAGGAUUUUACUAAAUAUAAAACAAGCAAGAUGAUGGAAGGAAGGACGAUCGAUUACAGGCCAGACGGUGGUGGGCUCGAUUACCAUAACUCUCCUUUAAUGGCGGAGAUACCUAUAGACAAUUACUCCCAUAUCCAUAGAAGUAUAGAGCAUUUGAGAUCAAUGGGAGUUGCUCCACAUCUCGACCCUCACAGGCAUUUAGCAGCCAACCUGACAGAUUUGAGAAGGUACGACCAUCCAGAUGACAUACCUGAGAUAAAACCGUCCGUACUUAGAUUAUCCGAAUUUAAGAGUGGUCUUCAAGAAAUAAGGGUGCAUAGUGACCAAGAGAAUGAUAUACAGCGGCAAAUGACUCCACAUGAUGAUGGUAAAGGAUACAGCGCUCCUUCAACGCCUAUGUCAGAAAAUGGUGGACAAAGCAUCCAGGAGGAAAAGGUGUUCGGCUCCAAAGCAGACCUCCAGCUGCACACGCAGAUCCACUUGCGCGAGGCAAAGCCCUACCGCUGCACGCAGUGUCCAAAGGCAUUCGCGAACUCCUCAUACCUGGCCCAGCACUCGCGGAUCCACCUGGGCAUCAAGCCCUACCGCUGCGAGAUCUGCCAGCGCAAGUUCACCCAGCUGUCGCAUCUCCAGCAGCACAUCCGCACGCACACAGGUGACAAGCCGUACCGCUGCACCCAAAUUGGAUGCACCAAGGCCUUCUCCCAGCUGUCCAACCUCCAAAGCCACAGCCGCUGCCACCAAACCGACAAGCCGUUUAAAUGCAACUCCUGCUAUAAGUGUUUCACGCAUGAGAAGGAUCUGCUCGAGCACAUUCCGAAACACAAAGAGUCGAAGCACUUGAAAACCCACAUAUGCCAGUACUGCGGCAAAAGCUACACCCAGGAGACGUACUUAAGUAAACACAUGAACAAGCACGCUGAGCGAGCUGAUAAAAGGCCGCCGAUUUCUGCUUUAGGACUGAGCGGGCUCAAUAGGUCCUUAGGUGCGGCAGCGCCUACUGCCGCACCGUUCGCAGAUCAUCCAUACUGGCCUAAAGUCAGUCCUGACUCCGCGGCGCAUAUGUCUGAUGAGGGCGGCUAUCAUCAGCAGAGAGAGAGCGACGACCAUCAUGAGCACCAGCUACAGCAACAGAGAGCUUUGUUCGCUCAACACGAGAGUCAAGAAGAUCGCAUCCAACCCCCCGUGUCUUCAGCCGCGAAUUCCGCCUUCACGCCGAUAAACUCGAUGGCUCCACACCUCAAUGGACUGUCCCAUCAUAGCUCGCUUCCGACACGGCCUUAUCUCUACGACCCGCUACAUUUCCAGCAAGGGAAGCAACAGCCCAAUUCUUUCCCUAAUCAACUGAUAUCUCUACACCAAAUUCGGAACUACGCACACCAACCGUCCGCCCUUUUGCCCGCGGAACAUAUUCUCCCCCACUCCCUAUCUCACAAAGACAAGCAGUAAGCUCCUUGCCGUUUCCUGUAGGUGCACUUAAUUUAGAACUUAUGAUGGUAUUAUUAGUCUAUAAACAAAAAAUAACGAAAAUUAUUAAAAAUGUUUAGAAUCUCGCUCUCCAAGACAGAUUUUGGUGGUAUUAAAAUAUAUGUAUGAAAUACGAAAUUCGUUUGUCAUUUAGUGAUGCGAAGUUCACGUUUUUAGACUUAUAUCGAUAUUCUGUAUAAAAAUUCUGAAUUUUGUGAGUAGAUAUGUAAACGAAUAUAUUGGGUAUGAAAUGUGAUUUCAGAAGUUGUGAGGAUAAUUUUGGAAUUUAUCGCUUAUCGAUUAGUUUUCAUUAAAGCACAGUUAUCGCAGAUUAAUUAUUAUUAGGUAAUAAAAUAAUUAUUUUUAAAGUAAUUUUACUCCAUUAUUAAUGAAAAUAGGAAUAUUGGUCGAUAGUUUCUUAAACAUGCAUUGUGUUUGACUGUUGCACUUAAGAAGACUAAUCUUUAAAACGGAAUGUCAAAGCAAUAAAAUCUGAUGUUUGCUCUGAAAAUUUAUUAGAAAAAUUAUAAUACAAAUGCAUAAUCAAAACGCUUUACAGGCAAUUUAGGCAUAAUAAUACUCUUCAAUACGAACUUUAAUUUUUCUAUAAAUUAAUCACAUUUUUUAACUCUACAAAUACUAAAUGUUAAUAAAAAUAUUAUUUUAAUUGUAAAAAAGAUAUACCUAAUGAUUUUAAAGACACAUUUUAUGGAAAAUCAUAAUUUCAAUGACGUACCAACCAUAGUAUCUAUAUUAUUGUUUGAAAACAUGAAAUAUGCAGUAUAUUAUAAUGUGUUGAUUGAUAUUUAAUAAAAAUAAACAGAGUUCCUGAUUGAUUGAUGAGUUACAAUAUCGAUAAAUAUAAAAUUCUUAAUGAAAUCUGAUUAUUCUAUUAUCCGUUGCAUUUUAAUCGUAUACGUUAUGAAGUACUACACAUGACAGAUCUCUUAAACCAUCACAUUUGCACUCAGUUCCUACUUAGAUCGAUUAAAUUCUUAUUUAGCUUUACUUUUCAUUAUCAAAUAAUCUACAAUCCUUAGUUUACGGAUUAGAAAAUGUGGUCUUCCUUCAGAUUUGUACAUUAGCGGAAUAGGAUUGGUAAAUGAUUCGUGUUAUAUAUUUAAAAGUUAAGGUUAUUUUUAAUUAUCGUAUGAAUAAUUUCGGUGUUAAUAUUAGAGGUUGUGAUAGUAUUCCGUAAUUUUGGGCAGCUUUGUAAUUUUUUCAUUUUCAACAGAAUCUUGCA